AUGUUUUCAUCGCUCAAAGUGGACCCACGUCCCCCAAUUCUAAAGUCUCCACUUCAGGAACUUGCUUUUCAAGCUACCAUUUGCUUGGCUCAAUUCUUGAGUCAAGGCUCUGUGACAAUGUCGCUAAGUACCAUGAAUAUAGUCUUGGAGUCGUUCUCUGAGCGUUCUGGCCACGAGGUGCCAAGUUCUCAAAAAGUGUGGUUCAUGGGUUCUUAUGCGUUAACUUUAGGUACUUUUAUCUUGAUAUCAGGCAGGCUUGGUGAUCUCUUCGGAUUGCGCAAAAUUUUUGUUUUGGGAUGGCUAUGGGCUGCAUUCUGGUGUCUUAUUACUGGUUUGUCAUAUUAUUCGAACUCGUCGGAGUUUUUCAUCAUCUGCCGUGCUUUUCAAGGUAUUGGCUUUGCAUUGAUUAUUCCGUGUGGAAUGGGUAUCAUGGGCACCGUGUAUCCCAACGGUAAGAGAAAAAACCUUUCAUUUGCAUUUGUGGGUGCAUCCGCUCCUGUUGGUGCGACCAUUGGGUGUUUAAUGGCCGGAGUGGUUGGACAACUUUGGUGGUGGUGCUGGGCAUUUUGGCUCCUCGCCAUCUGCUGUGUGAUCCUCGCAAUUCUUUCGAUGUAUGCCAUCCCUGGGGAGUUCAAACACCAUAAUUACACCUUGCGUGAGGCUUAUGAUAAAUUCGAUAUGUGGGGAUCAAUUGUGGGAAUUGUGGGCUUGAUUCUCUUCAACUUUGUAUGGAAUCACGGUCCUGUAGCAGGCUGGGGACUGGCUUACAUCAUUGUAUUGUUGAUCGUCAGCAUCGCCUUGCUUGUGGGAUUCUUCUACUUGGAACUUUGCCUAGUGUCGCACCCACUCUUACCCCGGUCUAUUUUCAACCGUAGAAUUGGCUUGGUGCUUCUCUGCAUGUCUCUAGGUUGGGGUCUGUUUGGCAUUUGGCAGUACUACUACUGGAGUUUGAUGAUGAAUUUGCGUGGCUACACCCCCAUCGCUACUGCUGUCACUUACAUGCCCUUACUCAUCCUCGGUAUUACUGCUUCACUCUUCGUGGGCUUCUUCAUGUCUAAGCGUCGUGCUCCAUACAUUGUGUGUGGAGCAAUGAUUGGCUUCAUGUGUGGCUGUAUCUUUCUUUCGAUCUUGCCUGUACACCAGACCUUCUGGAAGCUCUCGUUUGGCCAGAUGUUUCUUCUCGCUUGGGGAAUGGACUGCUCGUUUCCUGCAGCAUCCCUUAUUCUCUCCGAUUUCCUUCCGGAGGAGCAUCAGGGAAUGGCAGGCUCUUUAGUCAAUACUGUGGUCAACUACUCCGUGUCGCUCUUUUUGGCUAUUGGUAGUACUGUAGAGGUCCAGACGUACGCCAGAACAGCAGACUAUUUGAAGAGCUACCGUGCAACCGUGUACUUGGGUAUUGGAAUCUCAGCUAUGGCCGUUUUAUUCUCCAUAGUGUUCAUUGCUACCGAACAUGGAAAACAUCAUGAACAACACCAUGAAGAAAAGAGUCAUGAACCCACUAUCGAGCAACUGUCCACGCACAUUGAUGAGGAAACCAGCGAUAAGGAUUCCACCACCUAG
Messenger RNA from Sungouiella intermedia, 1560 nucleotides. NCBI's taxonomy places the organism in Eukaryota, Fungi, Ascomycota, Pichiomycetes, Serinales, Metschnikowiaceae. The record is from the annotation of a GenBank genome assembly.